AUGGCCAAGGCAAUGGCAAGCUUGGGCAUGUCCUUGACUUGUAAGGUGGAUUGUGCUUCCUGCCAACUUGUUUGCACCAGUGGCAGCACAGGAGGCGACACCGGCGAUGAAACCCCUACGCCCCCACCGCCUCUAGUGACGUAUCCCUCCCCGCCGCCUCCUCCUACUCCUCUCCCUGUCCUCCCCCCACCAUCGUCAUCUCCCCCUGCCACCACCCCGCCUCCUCCAACACCUCUUUCACCCGUCACUGUCUCUUCUCCUCCUCCACCAGCUCCUAGCAGUAGCUCCACCCUGCAGACUGCCACUCCUCCUCCGCCGCCUACCAGCGGUGGCUCCACCCCUCCUAAUGCCCCUCCAACCGCCACGCCUCCUCCACUGCCUACCGGUGACGGCUCGACCCGUCCCAGUGCCCCCCGACAGCCACGCUUCCACCUACAAGCAGCGGAUCCACACCUCUAA
Syzygium oleosum is the source of this 459-nucleotide messenger RNA. Its product is annotated as extensin-like. Lineage: Eukaryota; Viridiplantae; Streptophyta; Magnoliopsida; Myrtales; Myrtaceae. The transcript is spliced from 2 exons. The coding region runs from base 1 to 459 and encodes 152 amino acids. The record is from RefSeq and is a predicted model, not a curated record.